AUGAUACCCAAGGGCCAAAAGGUCCGCUUUCGAGCCCCGAGUCACUCCCGUGGGUCUUGUCCAAGGCUAGAGGGGUGCCCGCUGCCCUUUCCACAAGCCACCCGCGCAUCCUCCACUGAGCACGCCCACCAUUCAGCAAGCUCAGUGGAGGAUGAAUCUGAGCGCCCCCCUCCACUCCAUCUGACCUCCAACCCCAACCCGGCACCCUCCUGCGAACAGCCCGCCAGGACCUUGGUGAGGAGGGGUCGUCCCCCAAUCCCCCUCCACGGGAGAAGCGAGGCCCGCAACCCCGGGGUCCCUGGUGCCCCCACCCCACCGAGCCCCGGUCACUCACCGCGCGCGUCGCCUGCCCGCGGGCCCGCUGCGGGGCGGCGCGGAGCCGGUGGCCGGGGUGCUGUGGGCCGCACGUGCCGCGCCGGCCGAGUGCGCUCCGGGCGCGGGUGUUCCGGCGCCUACCCCGCCGCCGGCCCGGGGGUGGGUGCUCCAGCGCCCGGGCGCGCGGGGACGCGAGGCUGGCGGGGCCCGGGCCGUGGCGGUGGCCCGGACAGUCGGCAGAGGGCAAGCGGCUGCGCGGUCAGCGGUGGAAGCCGGCCGGCGAGGCGCGGGUUCCUCCCGGGCGAGCUGUGUCCGUGCGUCCCGGAGCAAGGUAUGACUAGCUGUGAGAGUGACUUGAUCACGGACACAGUAUGAAGCUUGCAAAUAAGAACAGCAUUGCAGAUCAGGCCAAGAGAUGGGGAAGAACUGAGUCUUGAUGCCAUCACCUUGGCUCCUGGGUCAAGAGGUGCUGCUGUGCUGUGCUUGGUUGCUCAGUCAUGUC
Messenger RNA from Cervus elaphus (red deer), 817 nucleotides. Its product is annotated as translation initiation factor IF-2-like. The record is from RefSeq and is a predicted model, not a curated record. NCBI's taxonomy places the organism in Eukaryota, Metazoa, Chordata, Mammalia, Artiodactyla, Cervidae. Bases 1 to 690 code for a protein of 229 amino acids. The transcript is spliced from 3 exons.